Closterium sp. NIES-67 is the source of this 1776-nucleotide messenger RNA. The record is from the annotation of a GenBank genome assembly. NCBI's taxonomy places the organism in Eukaryota, Viridiplantae, Streptophyta, Zygnematophyceae, Desmidiales, Closteriaceae.
CUUGAAGUUAUCUCACUUCCACUAAUUUUGGACCUGCUUGCUUUGCACUAGAAACCUUCAUAGCAUAAGCUUGAGAGCUCCGUUGACAGGACAAGACGACAGCGGAAAGCUAGUGUCAAGAGAGUCAAGGACUGAAAUCUAUUGAGCAGAGUGCAGUAAGCUGCUGAAACUAUCGCCUUGAGAUAUCGAUAAUGACGUCCCGCGGGUGUCUCCUGGGGUUGGCCCUCGGCCUUGCGCUUGCACUACUCGUGGCUUCCACGCACGGUCGCCCGUUAAACACGCACGGCCGCGUGACCUUGGAACAGACCGAGAUUCAAGUAGCUUUCCCCGCUAUAGAGCAAGUUCUCGCACUCAAUAACGCGGAUGAGGGUCUUCUCUCCGCGGACCCCGUCGCACGGGUCGAUCGCACAGACGCGGGCGACAUCACAGGGCUCACCGAAGCCGUCGCCAGCAGUCGCCUCGGCGACCCGGAGAUGUCGAAGGUCACGCGAUGGGUCAUGGACCUCCUUCGCGAAACGUCGCAGGAACUCGCCGCAGGGUACUACGAAAAGGCGGCAAAGAAGUUGUUUUCGCCACGUACGAUCGUAAUGCCGCCGGAAGGACCGUCCCUCUUCCUCCUCUCCUCCUUCCAAAAAGCGGCUUUCCUGCAAACCCUCUCACUCUCCCUCCCUAACGUCGAGUUUCAGCCGGACGGCAUCUCGAUAUACGACCUCAAGUACAAGACUUAUAAGAAGUACGGGAUGACUAUAACGGGGACGUACGUCACCUCCCCGUCGCCUCUCGCGCCGGCCGUUACACCCGACAACGGCAAGUUUGUCUUCUACUGGGACCUUCUCAAGGAGAAGGCCGUCGGCGAUGCUGACGUGGCGCAGUUCCCGCUAGAGGGCGACGCGGGGGAGAACGCGCUUCGCGCCGCCGUCGAAGGCGCUUCGGCGGAGGGCGCUUCGGCGGAAAUCGCAUCGAACGGCGGGAAAUACAUCUGGGGCGUCAGCUGGAUGAUCUGGAACUCGGAUCUUCCCAAGGACGCGCCCGCACCGGAAGUGAACGUCGCAGCCAGUUUCCUCGAAGCUGCUGGAGCCGCCGCAAAUGGCGCUGCAGAAGCCGCCGCAGAAGCCGCCGCAGAAGCCGCCGCAUUGGACGGCGCAGCAGCCGCGACAUUGGCCGACCCGCGCCCGCAGGACAUCAUCAUGCGGAUCCAGGCCGCGUGGGAGGGCUUCUCGGCGGCGAUCGCGACGGGCGACGCGGUGUCUGCAACGGCUAUCUUCGCGCCCGUGGUGAUUCUGCUGCCGCCCAACCAGCCGAGAACGAUGCUCGUGACUCCCGACCAGAAGCAGCGGUUCGCGCAGGAUCUUAUUGACGCCCAGGUGACGCUGAGUGUGACUGUAGAGGACGUGGUUCUAGUGGAGCUCAAGUCCACCACCGACCCCAUGAUGGCGGGCGGGUCCAGCAGCCUCUCCGCCCUCGUCCGCAGCAGCUACUCCAAAACCACUUCUGAGGGUCGAGUGGUGGAGAUGGGCAAGCGUGUGGAUCUGUUUCAGCAGAACCCCUUGCUCCCCGGCCAGUGGUCCUUCGCCUACUCCAUCUGGAACUCUGAUGGCCUCGUCGCACCCGCCAUUAGCUAAACAGCGCUAGCUAUGGGGAGUUCCACGGCUUAUGGGUUUGGUUGAUUGAGGGCUUCUCUUCUGAGCCAACUGUGGGCUGGAGUUGACUGUUGCUAACUUGCUAUAGAUAUGUUAUACAUAAACAUAUAUAAUCCAAUAAUACGUUGUUCCCCAU